This is a messenger RNA of Lutzomyia longipalpis, 1857 nucleotides long. Its product is annotated as fatty-acid amide hydrolase 2-B. The transcript has 5 exons. The record is from RefSeq and is a predicted model, not a curated record. The coding region runs from base 85 to 1701 and encodes 538 amino acids. NCBI's taxonomy places the organism in Eukaryota, Metazoa, Arthropoda, Insecta, Diptera, Psychodidae.
UUUUUAACUUUCGUCGCUUUUUCCACUUUGCUUCAUUUUCUUCAUUUAAUUCGCAACUUCAGUGCCACACACAAUUGCUAGAAGAUGCCCCGUAACCGGAAGGCCACACAGAGUCAGAAUAAGACCUGCGAAAUACUCAAAGGAAUCGCGUGGGGUAUUCUCACCCAAAUCAUCCUCAUCAUCCACAUUCUCGUGGAUAAGCUACUCGAGACUGUCCUGGAGUGGUAUUGGAAGGAGAAGAAGACAUGCAGCUCACUCCGGGAGAAUUUCUUCAUCACCAAAAGUGCCACCGAAAUUGCGGGGCUCAUCCGGAAAGGGGAGCUUACAUCGUAUCAAGUCUGCAAGGCCUACAUUGAUCGCAUGAAGGAGGUGAAUCCACAGUUGAAUGCAAUUGCUGAUGGUCCAUUUGAGAGUGCCCUCGAGGAGGCAAAAAAGAUCGAUGAGCGUCUCGAGAAGCAUGAAGUAUCAGCGCGGGAAUUCGCGGAAAAACCCUUUCUGGGGGUACCGUUCACAACGAAAGACAGCACAGCUGUCAAGGGAGCCCUUCACACAUUGGGGCUCCUUUCGCGGGCAACAGAACGUGCCACGGAGGAUGCUGAAUGUGUGCGUUUGAUGAAGGAAGCUGGAGCCAUUUGUGUGGCCACCACAACGGUCCCAGAAGUGAACAGAUGGCAGGAGACACGCAACAAUGUCACGGGAAUCACAAAUAAUCCAUACGAUCUGCGCCGUACUGUUGGUGGAUCAUCUGGCGGGGAGGCAGCUGUGAUCAGUGCAUGCGGAAGUGCCUUUGGAAUAGGUACAGACAUUGGUGGCUCUAUUCGAAUGCCAUCCUUCUACUGUGGGAUCUACGGGCACAAACCCACCUCGGGGUUGGUUAAUAUGCGCGGGACAACGUUCAGGACGGGAAAGGAGAAGAAUACGAUGGUUGCGGCGGGACCAAUGACACGAUAUGCAAAGGAUCUGCUGCCAAUCUUCAAGGUUCUCGUAGGGCCAAAAUUGGCGUCAACUCUGGAACUGAAUGUGAAGCCCAAUGUGCGUAAAUUGCGGUACAUGUACCUGACGGACAUAAAGGAUCUCAAAGUGGCUCCCGUUGGGAAGGACAUGUUAGGAGCCCUAAGACGUGCCAUUCGUUAUAUUGAUUCAAUUGCUGAGAAUCCAUGCGUAGAAGUGACAAUUCCCGGCACGGAGAUGACCUCAAAGAUGUGGCGACACGCGAUGCGCAAGGAGCCCCAAGGCUUUGAUUUGCUCCUCGGCAAUGGGCAACCAGUGAACCCCAUUGUGGAGUUGGUGAAGAAACUCCUUGGGCAGAGUGACUUCACUCUCGCGGCAAUCUACUCGCUAAUCGAUGGGAUUCUCCCAGCGGGGAAUGUGCAGAAAAUUGAGGCUACAACACGGGCAUGUGGGAAUGCCAUAAAGGAACUUCUUGGGGAUGAUGGGGUACUCCUGGUGCCGAGUGCACCCAGCCCAGCUUCCUUCCACUACGCACCUCUCGUGCAGAUCUACAAAUUCAGCUACUGGAGCCUCUUCAACUGCCUCCAUCUGCCGGCAACGCAAAUUCCUCUCGGCUUGGACUCACGGGGUCUACCGUUGGGAUUGCAGAUUGUUGCUGCACCCAAUUGUGACAGAUUGUGCUUCGCUGUGGCUGAAGAGAUUGAAAAUUCUCUCGCAGGGUGGAAGCCACCCUUUACGACUGCUUCUUAGAAAGAAAAUUAAUCUAAAGAGUAUAAGGAAACAUUCCGGAGACACAGGAUUUUUUAUCUUAAGUUUGUAGCGAUUAAUUUUCAGGUGAAAGGUAUUUUUUUCUAUAUUUUCUAUGAUUUAUAUUUUUUCUAUAAUAAAUAUAUAAUUUUCACUAUA